UCUAUUUCGUUAAAUGUUUGUUUGAUAUCUGAAUUGUACAUUAGCAAGCACUUUCGACCUUCAAAGUAAAGGGAAAACCAAUAUUUAUUUAUUCUUAAACACAUUUUAAAAUUUGUUAGAAUAAGUUAUAUUUAAAUUAGAAAUGACUGUACCAGAACCUAUAAAUGUAAAUGCCUUUUUGCAACACCUAAUAGAAAAAGAUAACCGUGACAAUGCUUAUACCAAGAAAAUCAAAGAAAAUGAAUCAAUAGUACAAGCAGAGGAGAAGAAUAUUAAACAACUGUCAGAGUUGAAAAAAAAACUUACAGAUGAGUUGGAGAAGAAACUGAUUGAGAACAGUAAAUUAGAGAUUAAACGUGAGAUUUUGCAGCACACAAAACUUAUAUGGACUGACUUACUAGAGAAAAAUCGCAAAGAACUGAAGGAAGGAGAAGCGAAAAUGAAUGAGUUGUUUAAAAGCAUCUAUUUAAACCGAAUAUCAUUUUGUGAAAACACAAAGGAUUACCUAGACAAGAACAAUUUACUAAAUAUCUCCAAUGGCUUUGUCAAGAAAAAUGAAUCACUGAUGACUGUAGAAAUGAAAAUUAAAACAGAGAAAGAUUCAGAAGAACAUAAUUAUUUAGCAACUAAAAUUAAAAAUCUGGAAACUCAACUAGAAGAAUUGAGAGCAGAUGAGAAGCAAAUUGAAGAAGCUAAAUUGUACAAAGUCCAGCUUCAAUCUGAACCAUCCUGUGGAGAGAAUUUUCUAAGACUGCAAGAUUUAUUGAAAGACAUGAAAGACAAACUGGAAAAUGUGGAAAUAAAAACAAAAGCAUUGAAAGACAACAUAGCACAGAAAGAACUACUGUUACUGAAAAGAAGAAAUACUACCAAACAAACAAAAUAUAAGAAACAACGCAAUAGCCCAGACUUGCACCAGGAUGAUCAAACAAAUCUGGAUACUAAUAAUGCCAAAAUGUCAUGGAAUAUAAAACAAAAACAGUCAGAAGUAAAAAGAGUUCAGUUCAAGAGCACUGUUGAAGUAAAUCAGAACUCUUCUUCGCCUCAACUGAAGAGCAUCUUAGGAAGCAAGAUUUUCAAGGCCAAGUCACCCAGUACAAGCUUGAGAAAAAGGCUAAAUGAGAAACUUGUAUUGAAACUAGAUGAGGAGAUGAAGGAAAUUCUUUUUACAAACAAAGAAUAAGUUGCUUGUCAACAGAGUAAACUGGAAAUUAAAUUGAUUUAAUCACUUUGAAAGAAACUGUGAUUUUUAACCCUUAGCACUUGGAAGGCCAUGCUCAGGGUCCAGUGUUGUUUUAGUGCACUCAGGUAUUCAAUGUGUUGCACUGUCCUUCCCGAUCAGGCGGCCACGCUACAGGUCCACUGCAUGUUCUCCCACCCAAUUGGAAUUCUCUGCUUACCGUGUAACGCUACCAGAUCGGAAUUAUUUUUCUGGGUAGCUCCAAAUCUGUUUCACCUGCUACAAUUUCCAUUGACCAUAAUAUUGUUGUAUUGUAAUAUUUCAAUACUUACAAUGAUGUAAAUACAACAAACCAUCAUUUAA
This is a messenger RNA of Homalodisca vitripennis (glassy-winged sharpshooter), 1543 nucleotides long. Its product is annotated as E3 ubiquitin-protein ligase BRE1-like. The transcript is spliced from 7 exons. Bases 143 to 1183 code for a protein of 346 amino acids. NCBI's taxonomy places the organism in Eukaryota, Metazoa, Arthropoda, Insecta, Hemiptera, Cicadellidae. The record is from RefSeq and is a predicted model, not a curated record.